Messenger RNA from Caenorhabditis angaria, 792 nucleotides. The record is from the annotation of a GenBank genome assembly. Lineage: Eukaryota; Metazoa; Nematoda; Chromadorea; Rhabditida; Rhabditidae.
AUGGCACCAAAGGUGAGUUUUUCUAGAAAAAUAUGCCUCGGUUUGGAAAAAUAGAAUUUUGAAGGUCGUUUUUUCACAUAAUCUCAAAAUUGCUCAAACCUUUGCAAAAGUGUUUUUUUUCCAAAUUACAAAAAUAUAUAUGACGUGGCAAAGAAAAUUGUGAGGCUACAAUUUAAAAAGUUUAUUGAAAAACUGAAAAAUUGCUGUUGCCACGAUUAUUUCGAAUUUUUGAUUUCGGCCCAAAUGUUCAAUAAAAUAAUCGAAAAACUGAUCUAGAAAUGAUCAUUGAUCAAAUUUAGCUUCUCUUCAAUUCCACAAAUUUUUCAGUUCCUCGCCGGUGUUCAACUCGAAAAACGCGACAAAUCGAAGACCGAAGCAUCGAAAGCUCUCGAAGGCAAAGUCAUCGCCCUCUAUUUUUCUGCUCAUUGGUGUCCACCAUGCCGUGCAUUUACACCAAUUCUUAAGGAUUUCUAUGGAGAAGUUGAAGAUGAUUUGGAAAUCAUUUUCGUAUCUUUAGAUCAUUCUGAAUCAGAUUUGAAGGCUUAUAUGGCUGAAGCACAUGGAGAUUGGUAUCAUAUUCCAUUUGGAAGUGAUACUGUGAAGUAUGUCCCUUUAAAUGAAGAAAUUCUAAGACUUUUUAUUUUCAGAGAUCUCAAACAGAAAUAUGGAGUUCGUAGCAUUCCAACUCUUAUUGUAGUCAAAGCUGAUGGAACUGAGAUCACAAAAAAUGGAACAUCUGAUGUUCAAAGUGGAAAAGCACCAUCGGCUGUUAUCAAAAAGUGGAAAGCUUAA